This is a messenger RNA of Carassius auratus (goldfish), 1509 nucleotides long. It is a transcript of the gene hccsa.1, whose product is annotated as holocytochrome c synthase a. The record is from RefSeq and is a predicted model, not a curated record. Gene Ontology annotation, molecular function: holocytochrome-c synthase activity. Gene Ontology annotation, cellular component: mitochondrion. Gene Ontology annotation, biological process: cytochrome c-heme linkage. NCBI's taxonomy places the organism in Eukaryota, Metazoa, Chordata, Actinopteri, Cypriniformes, Cyprinidae. Bases 98 to 931 code for a protein of 277 amino acids. The transcript has 7 exons.
GCGUGCCACACACAAGCGUGAUGCAGUCACCCAAAGCAUUGUGGGAUAUGAGGCAUGUUUCUAGCGAACGACAUUGACAGUAAAGUCUGGGAAGCUGAUGGGAGACACUAUGUCCAGUCCUACAGUGAAGGCAGAGGGCAUCAUAGUGCCAGACUUUGGCAGCGCACCACCACAGGGCUGUCCCAUGCAUCGAGAUGUUAAUAAAAGUGCCCCUCCACCAGAAUGUCCAAUGCAUCAGGCAUCUGCACCUGCAAGCGAUAAGAUAAAGAAUGUGCCAGAUGUACCGCCACAUCAGGACAGGGCUUAUGAAUUUGUUGAGUGUCCUAUGAGAGCUGCCAAUGGGGCUAAACCCACACUGUCUGACAUCGAUCCAGCAAACAUGAUGCCACCACCUAACCAGCAACCUUCACCUGGUCAACCAUUUCCCCUUUCUGUUGUAAGAGAGGAGUCUACUAUCCCUCGUGGUGGGUCUGAGCAGAAGUGGGUUUAUCCCUCAGAGCAGAUGUUCUGGAAUGCCAUGCUGAGGAAGGGAUGGCGCUGGAACAAUGAUGACAUCCACCAGAAAGAUAUGACAAACAUCAUUAGGAUUCAUAACCAGAAUAAUGAGCAAGCCUGGCAGGAAAUCCUGAGAUGGGAGAAGCUCCAUUCAAAAGAAUGCCCAUGUGGACCUUCUCUUUUAAGGUUUGGUGGAAAAGCAAAAGACUUUUCACCCAGAGCCAGAUUUCGCCACUGGAUGGGGCAUGAGCUACCAUUUGACAGGCACGACUGGAUUAUUGACCGGUGUGGAAAAGAGGUCAGAUAUGUGAUAGACUACUAUGACGGAGGCCUGGUGGCCAAGCACACUGUCCUUGACGUGCGUCCAGCCUUUGACUCCUUAGAAGCUGUUUGGGACCGUAUGAAAGUGGCCUGGUGGCGCUGGACCUCCACAUAAUUUUUUGUUGUUGUGAUCUUUAGGAACUGAUAUUUAUAUAGCUUAGUCUCUGGAAGCUUUUUGACAUGAUAUUCUUUGUUUGAAUGAAUCUAGGAUUACCUCAUAUCAUUGUAUUCCUGUCGUGAAUUUGAUAUGUGCAUAUUUUCAAGACCAUGAUAGUUGCAAAAGCUGCUAUAGUGGCACUGUGUGCUGUUGUAGGCAUACAGUGUCAUACAGUAAAACAAAGUAGUGGCAAAACAUCUUUGAGUAGCAUUAUGAAGGCACCCUGAAGUGUGAAAAUAAAAUGUAAGGUAUUACUUUAGAAACUAAUGUUGACAUUUAGCUUUCUUGUUUUAUUUUUAAAUAUUUACAAUAUUCCAAUGGGUGUGAAUAGGCGGCUACAUGUUUUUUUUUGUUUUGUUUUUCCAUUUACAGCUGCUAUCUUGCUUAUCAAUUAUACUUAUUUUACGAUGAUGCUAAUUGUUGAAAGAAUUGUCCAUUUAUUUUUUUUAUUUUUUAAAAUGAUGAAAUUAAAAUGUUAAAAACAAAAUACCAGAAAUAAUAUACCCUACAGAACUGAAAUCAAAUAGUCAAACUGU